Messenger RNA from Orbicella faveolata, 1520 nucleotides. RefSeq lists its product as uncharacterized. The record is from RefSeq and is a predicted model, not a curated record. Gene Ontology annotation, biological process: cilium organization. NCBI's taxonomy places the organism in Eukaryota, Metazoa, Cnidaria, Anthozoa, Scleractinia, Merulinidae.
UUCUCUUUGCUUUUCUUUCCUUUUCUCCUCAAAUCCAAACAGCUAAGUAACCGUUCAAUGAGCUUGGGAGCCGCGCUUGCCAUUUCGCUAAAACCAAGAUGGCGGACGAUGUGAACUUUGAAGCUCGGUCGCCAUCAAGCACAGAAAACUCUCUACCGACGCUUUCAAAUCAAAUUGGAUGGGUAACAUUUGACGAAAUGGACAACAAGGAUUCGAUAUACAACAACUGCAUGGAUGAAGAAAAGAUUUCUGUGGGAAAUCAGCCGUAUAUUUCCCGUUUAGAAAAGGAACUUGAAAGACUGCAAGAGAAGAAAAGAAAACCUCUUUCUUCGAAAGACAUGAUAAAGACUUUACAAGAAGCCAAAGACAGUCACAUGAAACAAUUGAUGGAUAGCACUGAACAAUCAGAGGCAUUUCUAACAGACGAGUGUGAAAGAAAUCAAAUCUCUUGCUGUUUUCCGUUAUAUAGAACAAUUUUUCCAAAGCAGCCUAUGACCAAUGAAGAGCGUGAAUGUUUGGUGCAGGAAGAAAAAGACUAAAGCAAUGAGGAUCAGUAACCUGUGAACUAAAAACCUUAUUAUCAUGGAAAUGUAUGUAAACAAGGGACAUCCUUGUAAUCAUGGCUAGAAGGACGAGCCCUUGGUAUUCAUGGUGAAAGCAAGUUGCUUCAAUCGCCUUCUCAAGAAAAAUUGAUGGAGCUGUUGGCUGUAAGCAGGUUGAAUCCCUUGUUGGUGAUUUAGUUUUCUAAUUAAGAGCAAACAUUCCAAAAGUGCUCAAGGAUUAUCUGUAAUAAGUAAAUAACAGAAUGCUAGAUCAGUUUUCAAAAAAGAAAAAAAAGAAAAUUGCGACAAUGUUGCAUUGUUAUCUAUUAUAAGUAAACAACAGUAUGUUAUAUUUAAUUAGACAUUAGUACUAGUCUCAAGAUAGCCUAGUUCUUGAAGAGGAAAGGCAAUCCCAAAAAUAAAACUUGAGACUGCUAGGCUGUCACAUUUUUUGUUUUCCCUUGCACAAGUCGAUAACGCUAAUCUGCAGUUCCAGGUCACUUUGUUGUGUUCCACCACAGUAUUUGGAAAAAAGAACCUCCUUUGCAAUCUUUAGUACACAUGACGGUAUGCAAAUUAUUUGUUCUGCUUUUACAAAAUCUUAGUCUAAAGAAACAAGAGUGCAACAACAAACAAGCAAUAACUUAACAACUGCGUAGAGAAAGAAUUUUCUGGGCAUCUCUCGUUGUCCUAGUUUCAGCAAAGGUGCAUUUUUUAACCUCAAUCCCAGAGGGGGGCAAAGGGUUUUUACAUGACGCAUGAUUAGCAGCGUGAUGCAUGAUUGAGACCAAAUUAGCCGUGUAACGCGGGACAGGACAUCAUAACGUGAUGCGUGAUUUGCUAUUUUACAAGCCCGUGAAGCGUGAUUUACCAGUUAGAUUUCCAUGAUAAGUGAACGUUCUUUGAACAAGAAGGAUACCAUUCAUUAAAAGUAAAUAAUAUAUAGAGUCUUAAAGAAGAUAAAUUAAUCGUGGCAGA